This is a messenger RNA of Toxorhynchites rutilus septentrionalis, 3408 nucleotides long. RefSeq names its product pantothenate kinase 3 (gene fbl). Gene Ontology annotation, biological process: coenzyme A biosynthetic process. Gene Ontology annotation, cellular component: cytosol; nucleus. The transcript is spliced from 7 exons. NCBI's taxonomy places the organism in Eukaryota, Metazoa, Arthropoda, Insecta, Diptera, Culicidae. Gene Ontology annotation, molecular function: pantothenate kinase activity; ATP binding. The record is from RefSeq and is a predicted model, not a curated record. The coding region runs from base 941 to 2431 and encodes 496 amino acids.
AAAUCAAAGACUAUGACGUUCUUUGCUGCCAUACUUGUGGAACUUUGCUUUCAUACCGUUCUUCAGAGGAUAUGUGUCAUGCUACUUGCCGAUGAAGAUGGAUGACUAAAUUUCUCCUCGAUCCAGCGCACUGCUUGGUACUGAAAUGAAUGUAUGAAGUUUAUCCCAUUUCGGAACAUCUUAUAAAAUUACAACAUGUAUGACUACUCUAACGCCUAUUGUUUGAAAACGGCAGUUUGUUUACCACAGCUAUACUUCAUUUCGUGUACACUGUCUCCGAAUCGAGUGAGUGACGGACAUACAUCUUUAGAGAUCGGUGAACUUGUUCAAGUACGCGAAGAUGACGAACCUUGAGAUAAACCAUGAAGAUAUAUGGAAAAAUAGCUGAAAAAAGUUGAUGCUGGUCAUCGUUUUUUCCUCGUGCUGAACAUUGUAUUCGUAAAAGAAUAAGCGGUUUGUUUUGUUUUCACGUCCAUGUGUUGUGCUGUUUGUAUACGUAAAGUUCGUUUUUCCUCACAUGAGCUUUUCGAUAGUGAAUUGAAUGUAAACUUGAGCUAGGCGCUGCGUCGUGUUGAGCGAGUAUUGAAUAGUGGUACACUUCAUCAAAUAAUAAACUUAAGUGGAACGUUUGCGUGUGCAUCAAACUGAACGAAAGUUAUGGAAGCAACUGCCGGAACAUCAACGAAAACUGUUAGGAAAGGUGGCGCUGUUUGCUGUGAUCGAGAAGCGCUUUCGUGCGCGCCCGGAACGUUUGGUCCCACUGAGUUUUGUGACGCCACCGGCUACACCACCCUCAUCGGAUGCUGCUGCUGCAUCAGACGAAUCACUGGCAAGCUGCAAUAAUGAUUGCAUAACCGUGAUCACCACCAGUAACGGGGCAAGCAUACGGUGGACCUACGCAACAUCCCGCUUCUAUCGGCGUAACCAAAAACGCAAAAUAAUGUCCCCUCUGUCAAGUCCAAAGGCGAAACCACCAUACAGGGAGUUCCGAAUGAUUGCUUCCACCUCUCCAUCGGCGUCCUCGUCGACAUCGUCCAUAUCGUCCAGCUUGGGCUCGUCAGGGAGUGCUAAUGGUGGUGGUGGAUCCUCAAAGCUCCAACGAAGGCGACGGAGGAAGAAACGUGUGAUGGCUAGCAGAGUGGGGGAUUCCACAGGGAUCAAACACGAUGAGGAUGACGAUGAUGAAGAUGUGGAAGAGAGAAAUUUCUCCGAAGAUGAGAGUACUGACGAGACGGAUGGAAGACUACCCUGCGAAGCAGCUGCCAGUGCACAUUUAACCAACGGAAGCAUACGCAACAACGGCGUGGACGAACCAAUAUCGAUGCCAUGGUUCGGCAUGGACAUUGGUGGUACACUGACGAAGCUGGUGUACUUCGAACCGAAAGACAUCACCCCGGGCGAGCUUAAUCAGGAGGCCAAAAUCCUGCGAAAUAUCCGGCGGUACCUGACGAAACACUCGGCCUAUGGCAAAACCGGUCAUCGAGAUACUCAUCUGCAGAUGGAUGAUGUUGAAAUUAGGGGCCGACGGGGUUCGCUGCAUUUCAUUCGGUUCCCAACGGCGGAGAUGGACAAAUUCCUUGCGCUGGCGAAGCGAAAGGGCAUGGCCCAGCUGGUGACGACGGUUUGUGCCACUGGGGGCGGGGCGUUCAAGUUCGAGGAAAACUUCAAGCGGGAAGUCAACAUGAAGCUGGCCAAGUUCGAUGAGCUGGACGCACUAAUCAAGGGGAUUCUUUUCACGGAAACCCAUAAUCCAUGUGAAUGCUAUUACUGGGAGAAUGCUAGUGAUAUUAGUAUAAGUACAAAGAAAAAGUUCGAUUUUAGUCAGCCCUAUCCGUUCAUUCUGGUCAAUGUGGGCUCGGGUGUUUCGGUACUAGCCGUACGCGGACCAGAUAAUUACAAACGCAUUUCAGGUACUAGUUUGGGAGGAGGAACAUUCCUGGGGUUAUGCUGUCUCCUGACGGGGUGCACAACGUUUGAGGAAGCAAUCCAGCUGGCUACGAGGGGAGACCAUAAACGAGUUGAUAAGCUGGUUAAAGACAUUUACGGCGGUGAUUAUGAGAGGUUCGGUCUACCCGGGGAUUUAGUGGCAUCAAGCUUCGGACAAAUGAAUCUUUCGGAGCGGAGGGCGAGCGUUUCAAAGGAAGAUUUAGCGAACGCUACCCUGGUCACGAUAACGAAUAAUAUCGGUUCAAUCGGACGGAUGUGUGCUAGCAACGAAAAAAUCGAUCGGGUUGUAUUCGUUGGUAACUUCCUUCGUGUGAAUCCCAUCUCGAUGAAGCUUCUAGCCUACGCCAUGGACUACUGGUCCAAGGGUACGCUCAAAGCUUUGUUCCUGGAGCAUGAGGGAUACUUCGGUGCUAUCGGUUGCUUGCUACAGUUCAAUGGCGAACUCAAUGCGCACCUUAACCACGAGAGCGAGCUGCUGGCUUAGGUAUACCAUUAUACAUAGGAAAUUUCAAUCGCUAACUCUCUGCACACAUGCGAUACCAUGCAUAAACAUUAACAUAUUGACAUACUUGCCCAUGUGCAAGGUUUAUUUAGGUAGAAGAAAAUCCGUUGAUUCGAUUUAACAUAUAAUCUUGACUCAUUCAAAAUUAUUGCUGGGGACGGUAGGAAUCAAAAGAAAGGAAGCGAACAUAGUUGGGCCGUACUUUUCUUUUCUUUCUAGAUUAUUAGUAGGAAUUGUUUCUCGAGAACGAACUCUUAAGAAUCGAAACAAAAAAAAACAAAUCAAAUGCAAGAUGAACCAAUUUCCAAUAACAUAAGGCUUAACGUAUGGUUGAAUUAGGAUAUGUUGCAAAUUGUUUUUAAUAUUGACUCGGUAUUAGUGUGAAUAACAUCAGGGAGCAUUAUUUAUCAACUGUUAUUCUUGUUUCACGUUCACUUGACUUGAUGUUUAUUUUACUUGAUUUUUUCUCGAAGGUGUAGGUGAAGUUUCAAAAUUAUUACAAACAAAGAAUCAUGUAACGAUACGUUACAAUACGGUUAACAUUUGGCACUCCUCGAUUCCAUAUUAAUUUACUUAGCAUUGAAUUGCAUCGGUUGAGUUUUGAUAUCAUUUUCACUAAGGUAGGAAACAUUGUCAUCAUAGCUAUUUAUAAGAACGCUAAACUAUAGCAUUUGAAAUAUUGCUACUUUUGGGGUGGCAGAAAACAAGAAGGCAGCUGAAAUCACUUGCUUUAGCAGCACUCUAAACCCAGAAUCGAUUUUGUGUCGUUUCGUGUUUAUCUUAUUCUAGGACAUCACUAUUGUGUUAAUUUGUUUCUAAUACUGCGUUCAGGUUAAUAAGGUUUUAUUGUACAAAUUUCGUAUUUGUUAAGUUAUGUUACGCGCAAUCACUUCUUCUGCAUUUUACUUUGUCGUAGGUAUAAAACCAGAAAUUUUGAACAAUAUAUUAACUGCAACAGA